AUGACAGACGAGUGCAACGAGAACGCAAUGAAGCUGUUCGAGAAAGCGGGAAAUCUAGCCUGUGGUUUCAAAGCGAAACGGAACUUGAGCCCGUGGCUAGAUAUUCACCUGGAAGAGAUCGACAACUUUCAGAACCUUAUCUCUCGACUUACCCAGGAAAUGAACAACAACAUCCUGACAGCGAGAGAAGAACGGAAGACGGUCAGGAAAGACUACAAAAAAGCAAAGAAAUGGUGGGAAGAAGAGUGGUGGAUGGAAAUUGUCGAAGACGCGAGGAAGGCAGAACUCCAAGGCGACAUCGAGACGCUGUACAAGACACUGAAGCGUAUUGGAAUCAGAGACAGCUGCACCUUUGAGCACGAAACCUUCAGCCCCGAAGAGUUCCGAAGUCACUUUAUGAAAGUAUCAGAGAACAGAUACGAAAGAGGACAAGACGAGAUCGUUAAGACUCUGGAAGAGAUCCCCGAGCGCACCGACCAGACAGCACUGGAAGCGGCCAUUGAACUGGAGAGAGUGGUCACGUGGAGGGAGUUUGAAACGGAGUUGGCCAAGAUGAGGGAUGGAGCACCAGGGAACGACGGAGUUCGGAUGCUAGCAGUAAAGGUGGCCAGCAAACCAAUUAAGCAGCAGCUCCACAGGAUGAUUGUGCGGUUGAUAGACAUGAAGCCGGAGGACUGGCCAGAAGAAAUAAAGGAAGGCUGGGUCAUUCCCCUGCACAAGAAAGGUCCCAAGAACGACCUGAGCAACUACUGUGGAGUGUGCCUGUUACCACUGGCAAGCAGACUGAUCGCACGGAUCUUCGCGACGAGACUCCGGACAUGGGAAGAAACCAUUGGCGUUCUGGAUGAGAACCAGAACGGCUUCCGUGAUGGAAGGUCUACGGCUGACUCAACGCAGAUCAUUAUCCGGAUGGAAGAAGAAACAAGAAGAGUGUACGGGAUGACAGACGAGUGCAACGAGAACCGGCCAGGGGCUGUCCUCCAAGACAUCACCAAGGCUUACCCUCGCACCAACAAACCCCUUCUGUGGGGUAUGUUAGCCAGAUUUGGCAUGACGGACAAGGUGCUCGACCUGCUGAAAGGUCUCCAUGAAGAAACGCGAUACCGGGUGAAAGGAAAGGAAGGUCUCAGCGAUGAUUGGGCCCCCGCCAAGGACUCAGAGAGGGUCCGCAACAUCACCUAUCCUUUUUAA
Molecule: messenger RNA, 1191 nt
Organism: Symsagittifera roscoffensis
Lineage: Eukaryota; Metazoa; Xenacoelomorpha; Acoela; Convolutidae
Exons: 1
Coding region: 1-1191 (396 amino acids)
Source: RefSeq, a predicted model, not a curated record